Molecule: messenger RNA, 1365 nt
Organism: Clonostachys rhizophaga
Lineage: Eukaryota; Fungi; Ascomycota; Sordariomycetes; Hypocreales; Bionectriaceae
Source: the annotation of a GenBank genome assembly
AUGGCUUCACAAGCUGCUUACCAACUCGAGAAAACCCUCGGCCAUACCGGUGACUCCAUCACCCAACAAGAUGUGGCUAGCUACCCACCCAAAGAGGAUGGCUCUGGCGGUACCAUGAAGGCUUUGACAUGGCAGAGCAAGAACAAAGUCGCCAUAUCUGAUGUACCCAGACCUAGAAUUCUGGAAGACCGCGACGUAAUUCUCAAAGUCACAGGAAGUACCAUAUGCGGCUCUGAUCUCCAUCUCUUACAUGGCGCUAUCAUUGAGUUGGCAAAGGGGGAUAUUCUCGGUCAUGAGUUUUGCGGGAUCGUUGAUGAAAUAGGACCUGGCGUCGACAAAGAGAAGAUCAAGCCUGGGAAGCGAUACGUUGCAUCUUUCCAGAUUGCAUGUGGCGACUGCUUCUUCUGCAAACAGAAACUUUCGAGCCAGUGUGAGAAGACGAAUUCCAAUACCAUUGCAAAGGCAAUGUAUGGAGACACGACGGCUGGGAUUUUUGGUUACUCGCACUUUACUGGAGGGUUCGCGGGCGGGCAGGCUGAGUACGUCCGCGUGCCGCUUGGGGAUGUGAACCUGCUCGAAAUCCCCGACGAUGUGGUGGAUGAAAAAGCACUGUACCUGUCUGAUGUUCUCGCCACCUCAUACAACUGUGUUAAAGACACAGCCGUGUAUGAGGGCGAUGAGGUUGCCAUUUUUGGAGCCGGCCCUAUCGGCCAGAUGGCUGGCAUCUUCGCUCUCGGGGAGGGUGCGAAGAAGAUCAUAUUUGUCGAUACGCAACCGCGUCUCGAUUUCGUCAAGGAGCGUUGGCCCGUUUCGCACCUUGAUAAAAUUGUAUUGGUUGACUACAAAAAGCUAUCGUUUGGCGUUACAAACAAGGAGACCGUGGUGAGCCGGCUUAAGGAAUUGUGCGGUGGGCGAGGGCCUGAUGUUGCCCUGGAGUGUGCUGCUGGCGAGUAUAGCAAGGGUUGGCUUCACUGGCUGGAGAUGGCUGUUGGAGCUGAGACUGAUACGAGCGAGAUACUCAACGAGAUGAUAGAGGGUGUGCGUAAUUUCGGGCGAUGUGGUAUCACUGGUGUCUACGUUGGAUAUACAAACCAUUUCAACAUCGGGUCUCUGAUGGAGAGAGGCAUCCGGCUCAUUGGAAACGGCCAGGCCCCUGUCCACAAGUACUGGGAAGAGCUUCUCGACCAGAUCCAGAAGGACCAGCUGGAUCCAUUGCAGAUGCUCUCCCACCGUGUCAGGCUGGAGGAUCUGGACAAGGUCUACUACAAGUUCGAGGCACGGGAGGAUGGGAUGCAAAAGGUGUUUGUUGAGACCAGGCAUUCAGCCCCUCAGGCACCUGGAUCGCCUUCCCUGACCAGAUAUUGA